UCUGUUCUCAGUAUUCAUCCAAAACUUUGUUCAAACUCCAUUCUUUCUUAUAUUAAACGUCAAAUACUACAAAGAUGGUCAUGAAAAAACCUCUGUUCCAUUUAUCACCGCUUCUCAUCUUUCUUCUACAUUCCACCACUACUCUUGCCCAGCCGGCUGCAGCUCCAGCUCCAGCUGGCCCAACAAACGUCACAAAAAUCCUGGAAAAAGCUGGCCAAUUUACGCUUCUUAUCCGGCUCAUGAAGGCCACUUCAGUUGCUGAUCAGAUCGAUCACCAACUCAAUGACUCAAACAAUGGAAUGACCCUAUUUGCGCCGAGUGAUAACGCAUUUGCUGGCCUCAGCUCCGGCACUCUCAACUCCCUAAACGAUCAACAAAAGGUGGCAUUGAUUCAGUUUCAUGUAAUCCCCUCGUACAUCACUGUAUCCCAGUUCCAAACUAUGAGCAAUCCGAUCAGAACAAACGCCGGAGAUAGUAGCCCAUACAAAUAUCCACUCAACGUCACCACUUUCGGCAAUUCAGUGAAUAUAUCAACCGGCAUUACCAACACGAGUGUUUCUGGCACCGUAUAUACUGAUGGUCAACUUGCUGUUUAUCAAGUUGACAAAGUGCUUCUUCCUUGGGAUCUUUUUGGCGCUAAGCCCCCGGCACCCGCACCGGCACCCGCAAAGCCUAAGAAGAAGGCUGGUAGUGCUGAUGACACUCCUGAUGAUACUACAUUGGCUACAUCUGGUGCCUCGAGUCUCAAGGUAACCGUGCAAAAUGUGGUUGUGUUCGGGUUUGCUAUGGUUGCAGCAACAAUGUUAUCUCGAUGACAGUAAAAGAAAAUUGGGUGUGUGAUUUUUUGAAUUGAACGGUGGUAUUAAAAAUCAAUGGAGAUGGUGGUGUUUUUCAUAAUUGUCUGUUUUCAAUCUCAUUUUGUAUGAUAUUAAUUGCUUGUUUGUCAUGUAUCGUUAAGAUUGAAUUUUGAGCUUUCUUUUUUUACUUUGUUUUUGUUCUCUUUUUCGACAUCUAUGUAAUGUAAUUCUUGAAUUAUGUAAUUUUGUUCCGUAAAUGUUAAUACGGCAAUGGACUUUGGUCAUUUUAUU
Molecule: messenger RNA, 1088 nt
Organism: Pistacia vera
Lineage: Eukaryota; Viridiplantae; Streptophyta; Magnoliopsida; Sapindales; Anacardiaceae
Product: fasciclin-like arabinogalactan protein 12
Exons: 1
Coding region: 75-815 (246 amino acids)
Source: RefSeq, a predicted model, not a curated record